UCAUAAACCGAAGCACUAUGUACAAGAGUAAAGUCAUUUGUGUUUUGUUUGCUUUGUGUCUCGUCGAGAUUUUUGCGCUUGAACUGGACGAAGAUAUGCAGGCGCUUGUAAAUCAACUGCACAACACGUGUACCAGUGAAACAGGAGCCACAGAUGCUCAAAUCGAAAAUGCAAGAAAGGGAGAUUUUUCCGACGAUGACAACUUCAAGUGUUAUUUCAAAUGUGUUUUUGACCAAAUGGGUUGUAUGACCGAUGAUGGAAAAGUGGAUGCCGAAGCCGUUAUYGCUGUGAUGCCACCAGAACUGAUYUCGAAAAUUGAGAGUACGRUCAGAGGGUGUUCGGAAGUUGGAGCAAAUCCUUGUGAAACUGCGUGGUUAGUCAAUAAAUGUUACCAAAAAGCCAAUCCAGAUAAAAUGUCGCUUUUGCUUUUAAUAUUCAUUUCGUGCUUAUUUCCGCACAUUUUCAGCAUUUCCGAGGAAAUGCAAGAACUAGCCAACACCCUCCACACGACGUGCGUGGACGAGAUCGGAGUGUCCGAAGACGCUAUAGAAAAUGCCCGGAAGGGGAAUUUCGCCGACGACGACAAACUCAAGUGUUAUAUGAAGUGUAUAAUGGAACAAAUGGCUUGCAUUGACGACGAGGGCAUUAUUGACGUUGAGGCAACAAUUGCGGUUCUGCCGGAGGAAUAUCAGGCGAAAGCCGAACCAAUUGUGAGGAAAUGUGGCACGAAAAUCGGGGCGAACGCGUGUGAUAAUGCUUUUCUGACGAACAAAUGCUGGUAUGAGGCGGCUCCAGAGGAUUACUUUUUAGUGUGAUAACCAAUAAGUUUUAAUAAAUUUAAUUUUCCUCAUUUUAUGUUGUACUGAAUUACAAAAAGAAAAAAAAAGAUUAAAAUAAUGAUCAAUACUGGAGUCAACGUGCAAGUUUUAUUUAUUCGAAAUAAACAGUUUAGUGUCAUUUCCGCCUUGCUAAGAUCAAUACGUAGUCCUUGAGAAAAAAUAUUAUAAAUUUCUUCCUCUGAUUUCAGCCCUUUUAUCGUUGAAUUUGUUUCCAAGUAACACUUAUUAGUCAACCAGGCACUCUCACAAAGUUUGGCCCCCACUGAAAAUUACCGAUUUUUUUUAAAUCUAUUGUUUUCACUUACUUUUAGCCCCACAAGACCUAAUCGUAGGAGCUCCUUUAACUUGCAUGUCUUCAGGGAGCAGGGCUAUAGUGGCUUCAACGUCAACAACACCGUCGUCACUUAUCUACAAAAUGAAAUUAAUAGCAAUUUCAAAAAAUUAACACUUACACAGCCAGUUUGAGUCAUUAAACACUUGAUGUAACAUUUUAAUUUCUCGUCGUCGAUCAUUACUUU
This is a messenger RNA of Tribolium madens (black flour beetle), 1357 nucleotides long. RefSeq lists its product as uncharacterized. NCBI's taxonomy places the organism in Eukaryota, Metazoa, Arthropoda, Insecta, Coleoptera, Tenebrionidae. The transcript is spliced from 11 exons. Gene Ontology annotation, molecular function: odorant binding. The coding region runs from base 18 to 815 and encodes 265 amino acids. Gene Ontology annotation, biological process: sensory perception of smell. The record is from RefSeq and is a predicted model, not a curated record.